Molecule: messenger RNA, 2667 nt
Organism: Plasmodium yoelii
Lineage: Eukaryota; Apicomplexa; Aconoidasida; Haemosporida; Plasmodiidae
Product: replication factor C subunit 1, putative
Exons: 1
Coding region: 1-2667 (888 amino acids)
Biological process (GO): DNA repair; DNA replication
Cellular component (GO): nucleus; DNA replication factor C complex
Molecular function (GO): ATP binding; DNA binding; DNA clamp loader activity
Source: RefSeq, a predicted model, not a curated record
AUGAGUUCAAAAGAAAAAAAUUUAUUUAGUGAUAAUAGUAGUGAUGAGGGAAGGAAAAAAAAACGCUUAAAAAAAAUUUCAAGUAACUUGUUUGAUGAUGAGGAUCAAAAUAUGUUAAAUAAUUCAGAUGCCAAAAGUGUUGUUGAAAUUAAAGAUGAAAGUGAUGAGGAACUAACAAAAGGUGCUUCUACUACUAAUAACAAAACAAACCAAAUUUUUAAAAAAAAUGCAUCAAAAAAAAAUGCUUAUUAUGAUAUAUCUUCAUAUUUUAAACCAGUUUCUAAAAAUUCAGGAAAAGAACAAACUGGAAAUAUUUCCAAUACCAAUAACCAAAGCAAAAAAAUACCCCUCGAAAAUGUUGAUGAAUAUUUUAGUAUUAUAGAAACAGGAUCUAAAAAAGUAACAUCUAAUUCAAAACGAGAAAGAAGUCAUGAUUCGGAUCUUUUAGAACAAAAUAGAUCCAAAAAAAAACACAUCUCCACUGAAGAUAACAAUAUUUUACAAAAAAAUGAAACUAAUGUUUCUCAAAAUUUUGAUUAUUUACCUUUUAUAAAUAAAAAAUUUGUCCUUACCGGUGUUUUCAAAACAUAUAGUAGAGAUGAUUUACAAAAUAAAAUUAAAGAACAUGGCGGAAGUGUAAUGUCGGCUGUUUCAUCAAGAACACAUUAUCUUGUUCAUGGCGAAUAUUUAGAAGAUGGCAGAUUAUAUAGUGAAGGAAAAAAAUAUCAAAAAGCUUAUGAACUCUCAAAACAAUCGAAAUCGAUAAUUAAAAUAUUAAAUGAAGAAGAAUUGCUACAAAUGUUUCCAAAUCAGCAAAGCAAUACUGAGCAAGAAAAAAAUGGGCAAGAAAAAAAUGGGCAAGAAAAAAAUGGGCAAGAAAAAAAUGGGCAAGAAAAAAAUGGGCCAUAUCAGAGUGUUAAACAUGAACAAGAACAGAAUAUGCCAUAUCAGAGUGUGAAAACUGGGCAAGAACAAAGUGUGAAAAAGGUGCCACAAGUGUUAAACCAAUUGUGGGUAGAUAAAUAUAAGCCUACUAAACUAGAAGAUUUAGUAGGCAAUACACAAAAUGUUUUUAAAUUAAAAACAUGGUUAUCAAGUUGGGAUGAUGUAUGUAUAAAAGGAUUAAAAAAACAAGUCACUAAAACGUUUAGAGGAAAUUUUGAAAACAUAAAUGCAAAAUGUGCAUUAUUAAGUGGACCCGCCGGAAUAGGAAAAACAACUACUGCAAAAAUUGUUUCUAUGGAUUCAGGAUAUAAUGUUAUAGAAUUCAACGCAUCUGAUGAAAGAAAUAAAGCCGCUGUUGAAAAAAUUAGUGAAAUGGCAACAGGAGGUUAUUCUAUUACCUCUUUAAAUAAUAAAAGUUUGAAAAAAACGUGUAUUAUUAUGGAUGAAGUUGAUGGAAUGUCUAGUGGUGAUAAAGGAGGUAGUUCCGCUAUAUUAAAAUUAAUAGAAAAAACCAAAUGCCCAAUUAUAUGUAUAUGUAAUGAUAGACAAAAUAGUAAAAUGAGAACUCUAGCUAAUAAAUGUUAUGAUCUAAAAUUUACAACACCAAAUAAAAAUAGUGUAGUUAAAAGAUUGUUAGAAAUAUGUAAAAAUGAAAAUCUUAUGAUGGAACCAAAUGCUUUAGAAUUAUUAUGGGAAAGUUCAAAUGGUGAUAUAAGACAAAUACUUAAUGCCUUACAAUUAUUAUCUAAAACAUAUAAAAGAAUACAAUUUUUAGAUAUAAAAAAAGAUAUAAAUAAUUCAAAUAAAAAUGUACAAUCAUUAGCAAACCCUUUUGAAAUAACACUCAAAUUAUUAAAUUUUCAUGAAUCAUCAAAAUUAAAAAUAAGAGAAAUUAUGGAUUUGUUUUUUGUAGAUUAUGAAUUAAUACCAUAUUUUAUAAGUGAAAAUUAUACAAAUAUUUUUAAUGAUAAUGAUAAAUCAAAUAAUCCUAUGAAUAAAUGGAAUACAUUUGCACAAAUUUCUUAUGACUUAUCUUUAGCAGAAAAAAUUAAAUAUAAUUUAAAAACAACUAUGGAUUAUUCAUUAUUACCACACUUUUCGAUAUUAUCUUGUGUAUGUCCGGUUAUGAGAAUAAGAUCUUUAAAGUCAUUUAUGCAAGGUAGAAUCAAUUUUCCAUCUGCUUUUGGAAAAAUAUCAACAUUUAAUAAAAAUAAAAGAUUACUAAAUGAAUUAUGUUUUAAUCUAUCUUAUAAACUUAAUGUUUAUCCAAAAUAUAUGAUAACUAGUGGAUUUCUUAAUUAUAUAUAUUAUAAAAUUAUUGUUUUAUUACAAAAAAAUAAUAUUAAUGAUUCUAUACAAUUAAUGGAACAAUAUAAUAUAACAAAAGAAAUGUUAAUUGAAAAUAUACCAUCUUUAAGAUUACCAACUCAAGAAAAUUUAUAUGACAAAUUAGAUUCGAAAACUAAAGCAUCUUUUACUCGCCAAUAUAAUUCUAUUCAUGUUGUUAAAAAUGAUCCCAAUGCUGUUAAAAAAAGUCUUAAAUCGAUUGAUAAAAAAUCAUCUUAUAAAAAUAAUGAAGAUGAAAUAGAUGAAGAUAUGGAUGACUUCAGUGACUCAAAAGAAGACAAAGAUGAUGAUGUUUUAGUCAAAGCCAAGCUUGAUAAAAAAAAUACUACUAAAAAUAAGCUAGCUACAAAGCCAAAGGCUUCCAAAAAAAAAUAA